AUGCGCAAAAGUAGAAAAGCUGAGUUCUCUUCCGGUUCACGGCUUCGACUGCACGAUGGCUGUGCGUGGUGAAAAUGUGUCUCAGACUACCGAAAAGGCAGUCUAUCAGCUUGAAGACAGCCACCAACAGAGCGACUCUGAAGGAGGAACUAUUGAUGGAGUCUCAGAUGAAGGAGAAAACACAGACAACCACGAUGGCGACGAAGCGGACAGGGAAGAGGAUGAAGACGCCGUCGGUGGAUGGGCCGACGCCAUGGCAAAGAUCCUGGGGAAGAAAACUACGCUGAACAAAAGCAGCAUCCUGGUUAAAAACAAAAACGCAACGGAGAGAAAGGAGCAGCUGGAGAAAAAGCAACAGGUUGACAAGAAGAAAAUGUGGGAAAUGAUGUUUCGAGAAAAACCUGACAUCGUGCGGGAUCGUGAGACUGAGAGAGCGCUGCAGAGGACCGCCACCAGAGGGGUGGUGCAGCUCUUCAACGCUGUGAGAAAACAUCAGAAAAACACGGGUGAAGCGCUGAGAGAGGUGGGCGGCUCUGAGAGAAAGAAGGCAAAGAUUAUAUCUUCUAUCUCAAAGAAGGACUUCAUCGGUGUUCUCAGGAGGACAGAAGAAGGAAACAGAGUCUCUGUCAAGACUGAGAAUAAUCUUCCUCCAGCUUCGGAGAAGAAGCCCGCGUGGAGUGUCCUGAGAGAGGAUUUCAUGAUGGAAGCCAGCAUGAAAGACUGGGACAAAAAUAGUGACACAGAGGAGGCUGAUCCCAACAAAGGAGUAAGGAAGGGUUCAAGUGAUUUGGAUUGAAUCUUCCCGUACAGAAGGACUGAAUACUGACGCUUCUGAUGCCCUGAGACACAGUCUAAUAAAGGGGGACACUGAACUGCAAUAUAAUGCAAAACUAAUCGUUAACAUCUCAGUUUGGAUGUUAAUUUGCAACAUUUUAUUAUUUCGUUGUCACCUUCUUUGUUUAUGACCCAAAAGAAUGUAAAUAUUCUAAAAUCAUCGUUUUCAUUAAGCACCACUGCAAAAUAGAUUUGUAGCAUUGGGUAUUUCUAUGUUGUGAUGUUCUACAGGAUGCUGCUGAAAACAUGUCGGAUAAAAUCAAAGAAAUGCAAACUUUGUAUCCUCAGUCUAUUCCCUGGUUAAUAAAUGACUCAAACUUCA
Molecule: messenger RNA, 1156 nt
Organism: Girardinichthys multiradiatus
Lineage: Eukaryota; Metazoa; Chordata; Actinopteri; Cyprinodontiformes; Goodeidae
Gene: rrp15
Product: ribosomal RNA processing 15 homolog
Exons: 1
Coding region: 56-796 (246 amino acids)
Biological process (GO): maturation of LSU-rRNA; maturation of 5.8S rRNA
Cellular component (GO): preribosome, large subunit precursor
Source: RefSeq, a predicted model, not a curated record